AUGCCAGUAAAGAUGGCAGCUUUUAAGUCAAUGGCAAAGCAGCUUCAACCCUUCCUGGCAAUUUUUCAAAGUGACAACCCACUUCUACCUUUCAUGGCUAGCACUCUACAAGAGAUGAUUGUAGGACUGAUGAAGAGAUAUGUUAAGGCUGGUGUGCUUCAGAAGGCUACCUCAGCAGUAAAGCUUCUAAAGUUAGACCUCUCAGAUGUGAAAAAUUUCCUUGAGAUUAAGAAGGUGGAUAUUGGACUUGUUGCUGUGGACAAGCUCAAGAAACUACAGGCAGACAAAAAAGUCAGUGAUCGCUAGGUAACUAUUAAGAAAUCUAGAGAGAUGGCCAUUGAUGUCCAACACAGUGCAUAAUUAUGAUAUUUAAUAUCAAAUUUCUCAAAAUACAUUUUUUCACUUUAAACAGAAUACAAUACAAUAAUUUCCUAUGAGCUUUUAAAAAUGGAAUGAAAUAAUGCUUCCUUCAGAGACUCAUUGACCUACUAACCUUGUCCUAACCCAUUGCGGACAGUAUUGCCAAAAAUACCAGAAACUGAAAUUUUGUCUGUGCUGAGCUUGAUAUUAUUGUUACUUUCAGAUUUACCAGUUCAAGAGUGAGUUUCAGUCCUUCUUAACUACUAUUGUUGGCAAGCUGUUUGAAAAGACACCAAUAGCCUACACUUUGGCAAGAAAUCUGACAUGUCUGGACCCCAACUUGAUUGUGACUGACAAAGAAGGUUGCUGUGCAAAGUUCAACGUAGUGCUGAGCAAGUUGGUGAAAUGCAGCAGAUUGAACAUACGUGAUUGUGAUCCCUUAGUUUUGCAGUACUCUGAGUUUCUUGAUCUGGCAAUUAAGGCUGAGAAAUCAGCCUUCGAAGAAUUCAACUUCAAGGUGGACAGGCUGGAUAUAUUUCUGCAGAAACAGAUUGGUUCUGUUAGUUCACUGUCCAAAUUAUGGGAUCUGCUGAGAGAACUCUUGAUUCUUUCUAACCCAAGUCAAGCAACUGUCGAGAGUUUUUCAGUAAACUGGCAAGUCAUGAUCAAAAAUUCGAAGGAAAAAACAUUCGUUGCACGGUGUACAAUUCAUGACCACAUUCAGAGCAUUGGAGGCUUAGUUCAGUUGGUUGUUUACAAGGAACUUCAUGUAGUAGCUAGUGCAGGGAGGCAACGUUACUCUGCCUAUCUUGAAGAGCAGAAGAAAGAGCAACAGCAAGCAUUUCAAAACAGGAAGCGGAAAAUAGUUUUUGAGGAAAAAGCUGAGUUUGAGGAAAAGGAAAAGCGCCUUGCCAGUGAAAUUAGUGCCUUGCAACUUGAUGUAGACUCUCUAGCAAAAGAAGCAGAGGAAAAAUCCAAGCUUGUACUUGUCACUAAGUCUAAUGCACUGAGAAAAGCAGCAAAAGGAAAGGAGAGAGCCCUAAAGAAAAUUAAAGAUGAGCUGAGAGAGCUGGCUAAGAAGAGUGCUAGCUUGUGA
Pocillopora meandrina is the source of this 1456-nucleotide messenger RNA. Lineage: Eukaryota; Metazoa; Cnidaria; Anthozoa; Scleractinia; Pocilloporidae. The record is from the annotation of a GenBank genome assembly.